Acanthopagrus latus (yellowfin seabream) is the source of this 3812-nucleotide messenger RNA. RefSeq names its product transglutaminase 8 (gene tgm8). Gene Ontology annotation, biological process: peptide cross-linking. Bases 1102 to 3330 code for a protein of 742 amino acids. The transcript is spliced from 16 exons. Lineage: Eukaryota; Metazoa; Chordata; Actinopteri; Spariformes; Sparidae. Gene Ontology annotation, molecular function: protein-glutamine gamma-glutamyltransferase activity. The record is from RefSeq and is a predicted model, not a curated record.
GGUGGUGGUGGGAGGUGAAUCACUGCCAGCGCCCAACUUUGUACCAGGAAGAACCGUGCAUCAGUAUUCAGGACUCACGGUUUCGAAACCACACCCGUCUUCAACUCAAAUGUUCCUUCAACCUCUUGUUUUUGACCUUUUAAAGGUCGGGGACAUCUUGCGUGGCGGUGAAGCUAUCACGCCAACAACAAAAAAACUCCCCAGCCCAGACGGACGGUGAUCGAACCGGUACAACGGCCUUUGACAAGAAAUGACAGGUCAACAGAAGCAAAACGCUGGUGGAGAUGAUGGAGGCGGUGGACAAGUGAUGUAGCCGGUUUGAUGUUGACCGCCGUGGAACAUCGGGAGCACAGCCACAACCACGCCAAGCCCAAAUACCUGGCAAAACACGCCCAAACUUCUCCUGUGGUAGUUCCUGCUACAAAACACACCACAUUUUACCAUUACACGCACACACAAGGUUUAAAGUUACCUGAAGUUAUGUUACUGUUUUUAUUCGUGCCGGUCGUGUUCAGACUUUGCAGAACAUCGUGCUGAUCCAAGAGUGUCUUUGAUGUUUCCGUCGCCUCCGCCGCGGGUCGGGACAAACCAGUUUUAGUUUCCUUGAUUUUAUCUGAUCAGCGCCAUUACACCAAAAAAAAAACAAUCCAUCAUCAGACACAGUCUCAGAAGGAUUAGCAUGUCUGACUUCUAUAUUAGAGUGUGUGCAAUCAUUUCAUCGUUUCUCAUCAUCAUCAUCAUUUACAGUGUCAGUACAUACGCAGUCAUGUUUGGCGAACAGCACCUGCAGAGGCACGUGGGUGUGAAGUGCAGUCAUAAUACUGUGGGGGAUCCUUGACGUAGACAUCUAUGACAUACAUACAACCAGUUAAUGCUGUGUAUUAUCUUCAGUUGAAUAACCUGCUGUCGAGAAAAUAGCGAAAUGAUCCAGGUGACCAAACCUGUUGCAUGUUAGUUUGAAAAAUGGGCCGGGCUUGGCAGGUCCUCCUCUUAAAGAAUAAAUCAGAUCUCAGCCUCCUGUCAGUGCCUUGUUGACUGCCUGCCGGCAAACAUUUAUCCGUCCUGACAUCUGUGUUGUGAAAAGCAGAAAAAUACGUGAAGAUGACGGAUCCAAAGCCAGAGAAAGUUAAAGAAUCGGUCUUUAAGGAAGUCGACUUCCACUUCAAGUCCAACAACCUUGAACACCGCACCAAAGAAAUCUCAAGCAAGCAGCUGAUUGUGAGAAGAGGCCAGCCCUUCUCCCUGACCGUCAAACUGACACGAUCCUUCAACAGCACCGACGGGCCGCUCUUCCUUCAUGUGUCCACAGGAGCACAUCCGUCUCAGGAGCGAGGGACGGCGUCGUUCAUGAGCAUCCCUGCUGGUGUGCAGAUUUCACCGUCAGCGAAGGCGGUGUGGAAAGCAGAACUGGACAGCAGCUCCUCCCCAGAGUUGGGCAUCCUGAAACUGACCUUAACCCCUCCUGCUGACGCCCCGGUAGGGGAGUUCAUGCUGGUCGGGCAUUACAGCGGAGAAGAACAAUUGCUGGCAAUGCUGGUGGUGCUCUUCAACCCCUGGUGUCCCGAGGACUGGGUGUAUCUGCCUGAUCAAGAGGAGAGGCAGGAAUACGUGAUGAAUGAAAAAGGAAAAGUCUUCAGAGGAAGUGGAAACUACAUCACCAGUAUGACCUGGGACUUUGGACAGUUUGAGGAGGACAUGGUGACCAUUUGCAUGAUGUUAUUGGACCUCAACCACAAACACCAGAAAGACCCUGCUGAUGACGUUUCGGCUCGCUGUAACCCCAUCUACGUCAGCCGCGUGGUCAGCGCCAUGAUCAACUCUCAGGACGACCGCGGUGUCCUGCAGGGACGUUGGGUUAGUCCGUACAUAGGCGGCCAUACUCCGUCCCACUGGUCCGGCAGUCACGCCAUCCUCAGGCAGUGGCUCAGAAACGGCUUCCACCCGGUCAAGUACGGGCAGUGCUGGGUGUUCGCUUCGGUGAUGUGCUCGGUGAUGCGGUUCCUGGGCAUCCCCUGCCGCGUGGUCACCAACUAUCAGUCAGCCCACGACGUCAACGCGAAUCUACUGAUUGACAUGUACCACUCCGACUACGGAGUCCGAGAGAUACCGUCACACGACAGUAUUUGGAACUACCAUGUGUGGACGGAGGGGUGGAUGAAGCGGCCAGACCUGUCAGCAGAAGGCAAAUUUGACGGAUGGCAAGUUCUGGAUCCAACACCACAGGAGAAGAGCGAUGGUGUUUACUGCUGCGGUCCAGCCUCAGUCAAAGCCAUUCUGAGCGGCGAGACGCACAUCAAAUAUGACAUGCCGUUUGUCUUCGCUGAGGUCAAUGCAGACUGUGUUGACUGGCUGGUCAAAGCUGACGGUACGAAAGUGAAGAUCUGGUCCGACACGGGGAAAGUCGGUCAGAAUAUCUCCACCAAGUCUGUUGGCUCCGACAAGAGGAACAACAUCACCAGCUCUUACAAACACGAGGAGGGAUCAGAGAAGGAGAGGGCUGUCUUUGAAUAUGCCAUCACCAGAGACUUCGCCCCAAAAGACAGGGAUGAAGAGAAUAACAACGAUGUUGAAGAGAUCGAGGGGCCCAGCGAGGAGGAAGAAGAGGGUGUAGAGACGGAGGAGCCAGGCGAGAAUGGGAACGAGACGACGGAUGUCGAGGAAGAAACCCCAGUGACCAUCCCUCCACUGUCCAUCAGAUUUGAGGAGGAGUCCGAACCGGUGAACGGGCAGGAUGUGAAAGUGAGGCUGUUGCUGCACAGUGAAGCCACUGUUGCCAGGCAACUGUCCAUCAGCAUCAGCGUUGUGGCCAUGGGGUACAACGGGAAAAAAGUUGGGGUUAUCCAGCAGGAGAUGCAGGAGAAGACGCUGCUGGCCGGGAAAGAGCUGCUCAUCCCGAUCUUGGUCCCGUUCUCGGCCUACAGUAAACUCAUGGUGGAGAGCGACACCAUGAAGGUGGAGGCUGUGGUCACAGAUAAAAAGAACCCGGAUCACAUGUGCCUGGCAGAGGAUGACAUCGUGCUGAAGAAUCCUCCCAUCUCUGUCGAGGUGGAAGCCGGAGGCAGACAGUACCGUAUGUUAAACGGGACGGUGGUUUUCACGAACCCGGUCAAUGAGAUACUGACGGACUGCACGCUGACUCUCAGUGGAUGUGGCCUGUUUAGUGACGAGAUCAUAGUCAAGAUGAAAGAUAUCAAGCCAAAGACAACGGUGAGAGUCAAAUUCGCUUUCUAUCCCUACAAGACGGGAAAGAGGACGCUGUAUGUCGACUUCGACUGCUCCCUGUUCAGAGACAUCAAGAAAGAAUGCACCGUCGUUGUGGCAAAGUACUGAAAUACUGAGAUUAGUUUGGGAUAUUGUGUCAGGGGUGGAAAUAUGCCACGUGCAUGGACAUGAAAUACAAGUCAAAUCGAAUGUGUCCCGUUGUAUUUGGGAGCCAGGAACUAAACACUCAGAUAUAUCACAGAAUAAACAGAAUAAAUCAAGUGAAGCACUGAAAUAUCCCACUAUCCUGUAGGUCUACACAGAAACAAAGGGUCAGAUUUAUAACUCUUUAUGAAACAUGCACUUAAAGACUUCCAGCUGUUUGUGUAUAUAUUUAUAUAAGUAGUCUUUGGUGCUUUCCUGUCUGUUACUACUUCUGCAUCUGCACAGUUGUAACAAAUGUUACUUGAAUAUGAAGAAUUAGCUUUUCGUUGGGGGCUAUUUUCUGCAGUGGAUUGUUGCACUUUCGAGGACAACGUAUGUGUGAUUGAGCCAAAAUAAACCACAGUGUGUGUUGGUGCUAAUAAAGAAGCAUGUCACCCAGAAAACAA